AUUUCUCGAACACAGACAUGAUGCUGGCGACUACUCUAUGCUUGUCAAUGUUUUUGACACUUUUUGCUGGGUUGCAAACUGGUAAGUCUAAGAUUUCGUUUGCUAUAUAAAUUUUAUUUCUUUUACUUGUGUACUCCAUGUCUGAAAGAUGUAUACAUUGACAACAAUAUCAUAAAUGUACAACACUAUUAUAAAUAGACAACAAUGUUAUUAAUAGACAACACUGACAUACAUAGAAAACAAAAAAGACUAAUUCACUUGGACCAAGACCGUUCACUCAAUCCCACAAUUCUCAAUCCCACAAUUCUCAAUCCGACAAUUCUUAAUCCCACAAUUCUCAAUCCCACAAUUCUCAAUCCCACAAUUCUCAAUCCCACAAUUCUCAAUCCCACAAUUCUCAAUACGACAAUUCUCAAUCCCACAAUUCUCAAUCCCACAAUUCUCAAUCCCACAAUUCUCAAUCCCACAAUUCUCAAUCCCACAAUUCUCAAUCCCACAAUUCUCUAUCCCACAAUUCUCAAUCCAAAAAUUCUCAAUCCCACAAUUCUCAAUCCCACAAUUCUCAAUCCCACAAUUCUCAAUCCCACAAUUCUCAAUCCCACAAUUCUCAAUCCCACAAUUCUCAAUCCCACAAUUCUCAAUCCGACAAUUCUCAAUCCCACAAUUCUUAAUCCGACAAUUCUCAAUCCCACAAUUCUCAAUCCCACAAUUCUCAAUCCCACAAUUCUCAAUCCCACAAUUCUCUAUCCCACAAUUCUCAAUCCCACAAUUCUCAAUCCCACAAUUCUUAAUCCGACAAUUCUCAAUCCCACAAUUCUCAAUCCCACAAUUCUCAAUCCCACGAUUCUCAAUCCCACAAUUCUCUAUCCCACAAUUCUCAAUCCCACAAUUCUCAAUCCCACAAUUCUCAAUCCCACAAUUCUCAAUCCCACAAUUCUCAAUCCCACAAUUCUCAAUCCCACGAUUCUCAAUCCCACAAUUCUCUAUCCCACAAUUCUCAAUCCCACAAUUCUCAAUCCCACAAUUCUUAAUCCGACAAUUCUCAAUCCCACAAUUUUCAAUCCCACAAUUCUCAAUCCCACAAUUCUCAAUCCCACAAUUCAGUAGCUUAGCGUUAAAGUUUUCACGUCGUUCUUUUUUUGCGAAAUCUGUCCCAAUUCCCAGUAAGGCAAUAGAGUGGGAUGUCGACGUAGCUGAUUAGUCUUGUACCAAUCUUCUUAUUCAGCUCGGUUGCUGUGACCAGGACUUCCAAUACCAUUGUAUUUUUAUUUUAAUCAUGUUAUUCAAAUACAUAGAAAAAAAAAACUAGACAGGUCAUUUAAUUGUGCGUGAGAGUUGGUUGUUGUUGUAAUUAUUUUUCAAAAUGGAUAAAUAUUUUUAAUUGCCAUGAUGUCAUAAAUUAAUUCUUUUUUUAAUGUGCAUAGAACUAAGAAUUUUUAUGAUAAUUGAACAACACCUAAAACCAAAAGUGUUUUUUUUUCCUGUAAAUCCAUUAUUGGCAUUAUUUUUUUAUUAUUAUUUUUUUUAAAUUAUUAUUUAUUUUUUUUUUUUUUGCAUUUAUGUAAUUGCACGUGAUUUAUCAUUUAUUAAGAAACGGCUAAGUAAUUGGGUAAACUUCUGGUGGAAACAUGUUUCAUAUGUCCUUCACUGUCCCCUAAAAAAUACAUUUAAUUUUUUUUUUACCGCAUACCCAAUGGCGUCACAAAAACAAAGCACAUAGAAACAGCUAAACAAUUAAUCUCCACGCCAAAACACGCAACCAUAGAACAAAUACUUCAUAUCCCCAAAACCAUUUGAAAAACAGGAAAAAACUUAUUUUUCGGGAGGGGACGGGUGGGGCUGAAAGUUUGAUAGGGUGCUCUCAUCGGUGACGAAUGUAUAGGCCGAAUUUCCGCUUGAUAGGGUGACGGGGAAGUGGGUCAGUUAGCCUUCCGGAGAUUUUGCCGCCACAAAGAAAGAAACAGACUAAAAAAAGCGAAAUUAAUACAAACGAAAUUAAAAGAUUGUGCUUCUAUAUUUUUUCUAUACUGGACACGUGAAACAAGAAUACUGUUAUUAAUCCUAAAUAGUGCAUUACGCAAAUAACUAUUUAGCAGAACCUUCAUUGAUAUGAUUUUAGCAUGUUUAAUGUGUUGAAGAGGCGCUUACCGAAGGUCUUCAAUUUUUUCAAGUCAUCCCAUCGCAUUAACUUGUAUGCUGUAAACAAACCAACUAACUCUAUGCUCUUCAUUUCUCAAAGCGGAACUCGGCGUUGCCACACAGGGAAAAGAACGUGAAGUGGAGGUCAAUGGUUACCAGCCGCUGGUCUUAUAUCUCGAGUCUUUGAUCAGAGCCAUCAUCGAGGGCUUGCUGGCUGGACUCAGGCUGGCCGAAAUUCUCCUCUUUCUGGCAGCCGGGCAGCAACCUCUAGCUUGCAAUGGUAAUGACAGCAGGAAGUGUACUUCUCAGAUUAAACGCGUUGAAUAGAAUAUACUCAAAUGAAGAAUACCCUUUUUUUCAUACGAAUUGAAUUUUAACUGCAACCCCAGCUUAGAAAGGGCAUUUAUGUAAUAAUUCACUUAUAAUUUUGAAAAAAAAAUCAUCUUGACAUUCAGUAAAAUGUCAUGCGGGCAUGGGCGUAAGACUACCAGAGAGACAUACGACCAUGUAGCACAAUACAUUUAAAUCUAGAUAUGUCAUGCACGGGCAGUGAUAGUGCGAUCUGCCAAAUAGUUUAUUAUAUAUCUCAGACUACAUGUCUGCAAAGACAAAGUUUUAUGUACGGUUAGACCUGCGAAUGUUUUCCAUCAUCCAAAAGUAGUUUUUACAACCUACUGCGGCAGUAGUUAGUUCACAUCAUCUAAGUUCCUCUGUACAUUGAAGUUUUUAUAUUAAAAAAAAAAUAAUAAUCUUAAAACUGUAUGAAGUAACUGAUCAAUUUUAUUAAUGUUUCUCUUUUACCCAGGGUUAAUGUGUGACUACAACAAAUGUCAAAGAAACACUGUGGCCGACAUCGUCCUCUUGAUGGACUCCUCUAAAAGUGUCGGUGCACAGAACUGGCCGACCCUCUUAAAUUUUGCUUCCGAGUUCACAACAAAUUUCUGGCAGGGACCAGCCAACGUUCAGUAUGCUGGUAUAACCUACAGCUGGGCCCCCGUGAACUUAUUUGACCUGGAAACCUGCGAGAACCAUACUUGCAUAGACACGGUCAGUUGGGAUAUUCUUGGGUCUUAUAAGAGACAUACAUUGAACUAAUUCCUGGUUCAUGCCAUCAUCUUUUAAAUAACUCUACGGUUUUAUUCAAACUCAGUACGCAAUAUCUAAAUCAACGGCGUCUUUAUGCAUUUCUGCAAUGUACGUAUCUUUAAAUAAACCUACUAUGUUAUCAAAACGUUAUUGAUUUUAAUAAUUACAUCACGAUUUGUAACCAGUCGCUGAAUACAUUAAUUAUGUUACAUUUUUUAAAAUUAUCUUUUUUUUAUCCAGUUACUGAAAAGAGCCAGAUUCCUGAAUGCCCAGACGUUUACCGACGAAGCCUUUGAAUAUAUCAGCGAUUACCACAUAUUUGACGAGGAACACGGUGGCAGGCCCGACGCAAAAGACUUUGUUGUGCUCUUUAUUCAGGAAGGAUCGUCUAGUCCGACUAGGAGUGAGUUUUGAUUGAGUCCUGGCAACAAAAGUGUGCCUGUUGCGUUUAACAUAAAAAUGCUCAAUAGGCUUUCCCUUGGUCUUUCAAAUCAGCUUUUUUAAUGAUAUACAACACGUUUGUUGUGGUUCAUCCUUCGCUUGCGAAGAUAAACAAUAAACAAUGCUGUAUUCAAAGGUGAGUACGCAGGUGGCAUGCAAAGUUGACCAAGGCUAGAUUCAAAAGUCAGUACUCACUUGGCAUGCGAAGAUGACUAAUACUAUGUUGAACGGUGAGUAUGCAGGCGGCCUACCAGUCAAAGCUCUGCUUAGAAAGCACAAACAUCUAAUAAGAGAUCAACAAACCACACGAACUAAUUGAUUAGUAAAAUCUUACAAAGUUGAUGUUGUCUUAAUUUGAUAUGCAUUUAAUUUUUUUAAUGCUAUUGAGAAAUUCUUAAACCAGAGAUGAAUGAUUAAACAUUCAAAAAAUUUCCUAAAAACAGACCAUCAUCAGUUAUGAUAAUAUUGUGGGGAAUGUUAUAAUAUCGUGGAGACAGGUAUAUUAUUGUGGAGACUUGUAUAAUAUUGUGGGAAAUUGUAUAACAUCGUGUAGAAUGUAAUGGUAUUGUGGAGUAUGUUAUAUAUUGUUGCGAACAUUAUAAUUUUAUGGGGAAUGUCACAAUAUGGUGCAGACUGUCAUAACAUUGUGCAGACUGUUAUAACAUUGUGGAGACUGUCAUAAUAUUGUGCAGACUGUCAUAAUAUUGUGCAGACUGUCAUAAUAUUGUGCAAACUGUCAUAAUAUUGUGCAGACUGUCAUAAUAUUGAGCAGACUGUCAUAAUAUUGUGCAGACUUAUAUUUUGCUGACUGUUCUAAUAUUGUGCAGAAUGUUACAAUAAUGUGCAGAAUGUUAUAAUAGUGUGCAGACUGUUAUAAUAUUGUGGAAACUGUUAGAAUAUUGCGGGAAUUGUAUAGACUCGUAAAUAAUAAUGUUCUGGUGAUCUGAAUGCUCUAAAUUUGUCGGACAGCGAUUGCAAUGGGACAGAGGCUGAGAGACGAAGGUGUUGGGAUCAUCGCUGUUGCGAUAGGGUCAGCGGACACAGUUGGAGAGCUCUAUCCCAUAGUCAAUGACCCUCAGGAUAUUAUCGUAACCACAGGUUUUGAUGCUCUGCAUCUAAUCGAAAGGAAAAUUGUGCGAAGAAUAUGCCUAGGUGAGUGAAAGCGUAACUACUUCGAAGCUUACCAAUCUCCUAUGGCAGAUGUUUCCAAUCAUAGAAAUUUAACAUUAUUUAGCUUUCAUUGAAUUAUUAUUUUUUUUUAAAUUGUCUUGUGCUAAGCAAACUGGGACCUUGUAUUAUUGGAUUAGGUUAUUGAAUACGGUUAUUGAAUAAGGUUAUUGGAUGAGGUUAUCCAUUCACAUUUGUUACACCGAAGUUGUGUGAAGGCUUCAUGUGUAUUUCAAAUGAUGCACUCGAUUAGAUCAUCCCAUAAUUAAUACGUUCUGUACAAGUCUUCCUUGAGGCAAGCAUCGUCAUUACAAUUUACAACAAGGGAUGUAGCCUUAAUAAGUUAGCUAAAUAAAUAUAUUAGUUGCCUUACUAAGCUCAUAAUGACGACCAACGUAGAAGCCGUGGGGGGGGGGUCAAAAUGGAAGAACUGAACGCUGCUGUAGAGAAAAGCCAAGUGGCGUAGGAAGUGGGUGGUGGAGGGGCGGAUCACAAUGUGGGUGGUGGAGAGGCGGAUCACAAUGUGGGUGGUGGAGGGGCGGACCACAAAGUUGGUGUUUGAGGGGCGGACCACAAUGUGGGUGGUGGAGGGGCGGACCACAAUGUGGGUGGUGGAGGGCAGACCACAAUGUGGGUGGUGAAGGGCGGACCACAAUGUGGGUGGUUGAGGGCGGACCACAAUGUGCGGUACUUUUUUCUUUAUACGGAUAGGCGGCAAUAUAGACCAAACAAAUAGUUUUUUUUUUCCGUCGAAGGGGGUCUGCAAAAUUAUUGGCUGGCCCUGGUUUGCACUGAAAACGACAGUUUAUGGUUGGGGAAUUCACUUCAUCCCAUGAAUGCUAUAGAGUACAGAAGCACACAGAUAAAACUACAAUACACUCGCUGUUAUGAGAUGAUCUACUGCUUAGAGGCACACAGAUAAAACUACAAUACACUCGCUGUUAUGAGAUGAUCUACUGCUCAGAGGCACACAGAUAAAACUACAAUGAUCGAUGUUAUUAAAUAGAGAGAUGGAGUAUGAAAGAGUUCUGAGACGUUUCCUCACCAACAUGCAUGUCAGAAAACGAUAUAUUGUCUCGAUUUAUUGAUGUAACACAAUAUAUUAGUAUAAUAGAAAAAUAAGCUAUUUACCAUUAGGCCCACCCAUCAAGCCAUAAAAACUCGUGUAACCCCUUCCCCCACUAUCUUUUGCUGGAGCAAGUUCAAAAAACAAUUUCUAUAGUUCAUUUAAUUUUACUGAGUAAAAUAAUAAGCUAUUUUGUUUAUUUAUAAGAUUUCAUUGAACGCAGAACUUUUCUGAGCUGAAAUAUUUAAGAAUAAAUUAGUGUUGAGAAAAAGAAUCUAUGAUUUCACCAUCUUUCCUUCCUGUUUCCAAAUAGGUGCUGGGACAAGAUAAUAUAACGGAUGUUGUUGACAACUCUGAUGGUUAACAAUUGCCCGGAUGUCAUAAGAUACCAUCUCUUGAAGAAACUACUGUGGCACAUAUUGACCAC
Messenger RNA from Lymnaea stagnalis (great pond snail), 6326 nucleotides. Lineage: Eukaryota; Metazoa; Mollusca; Gastropoda; Lymnaeidae. The record is from the annotation of a GenBank genome assembly.